CAUGUUGAACAAAAUAAAGUUAAAGUAGCAAAUGAAGGUAAUCGUCAGGAAGAUAAUAAUACGAACAAUGGUAAGCAUGAUAAUCUUAUAUUCGAAUUAAAUACAACAAUUGGCGUUUACGUUUCACGUGCAUGUUCUGUUGCCUUUCAGCAAUACCGUAAGCAAAUGAAGGAUGAUAAAUUAGCAAUAACAAAAUUAACUAAUAUAUCAUCAACAAGACGUAUGAUUAGUGCUAUUCAUAGUUUAAAUGAAUGGCCUCAAUAUCGAAGUAUACUAAAACCCAUGAUCAAUGAUAUUUAUUUUCAAAAACCUGAAGAUUAUGAUCCAUUGAUUACUAAUCAUACAGAUGGAUUUAAUCCAGCCCAAUCAAGAACAAUUACUAUUGCUGAAUGUAUGUUUAAUGAUUUUCAAGAGAGAAUGCGCAUUGUACAUGGUCCGCCCGGUACAGGCAAAAGUCGAACAAUCGCAGGUAUCGUAAUGAAGUUACUAACUAAACUAUCAGAGAACAAACGUAAAAGAAAAAUUCUUCUUUGUGCACCAUCAAAUAAUGCAUGUGACGAACUUUCUCGUCGUAUUCUUGAUGAAUUUCAAAAAAGAGAUGUUCCUUACAAACGGGGUACAUUAGUUCGCAUUGGUUGUCAACCACCUGAUGAUUAUCGUUUAUGUGAUUAUUUCUUAGACUUCAUGAUUUUACAAGAUAUAGUAGAUGUCUUGAAAACGGACCAAAAAAUAAGUCCAAAUAUUGCUCAAGAAACUGAGGGACGUCUUAUGCGACAUUCUCAGAUAGUUAUAUCAACAUUGAACUAUUGUGGAAGUACAAGAAUGGAGCCAUUGAAAUCAUCUACAGAAUUUGUUAUUAUCGAUGAAGCGAGUCAAGGUUCAGAAGCUGACCUUCUUUUACCACUUCGAUUUAAAUGUACUAAACUAAUGCUUGUAGGCGAUCCAAAACAGCUUCCUCCGUGUGUUCUGAGUGACGCUGGUAAAACGUAUGGUUUAUCUCAAUCUCUCUAUGGACGUCUUUUUUCUAUUUUUGAUCAAUAUCCAGAUGGUCCAAUAAGUAUGCUCAAUAUUCAAUAUCGGAUGCAUCCAUAUAUAUGUCGUUUUCCAAGUGGAUACUUCUAUUCCAGUCGUUUAAUAACACAUGAUUCAGUAGAGAGAAGAAUGAGACAUUUUACUUUAAAACCAUUAUAUUUAUAUAAUAUAACUAAUUCACCACAUACCUAUGAUAGUGCUAAAUCGUCGUAUAAUCAAGGUGAAGCGAAAUGUAUACAAGCGUUUUGUAAUUUAUUGAUUGCGCAUCUUGCUGAGCAGCCUACAUCGAUCUUUGGUAGCAGUAACAGUGAUGAACGAAGCACUGAUAAUAGUGAUGACGACAAUGAUGAAGAUGAUGAUGAAGAUGGUGAUGAUGAUGAUGAUGAUGAUGAUGAUGAUGAUGAUGAUGAAUCCAGCACAACUUGUUCGUCUAUUUCGAUUUCUAGAACAACUAAUGGUAGUAUUAAUGAAGUAGAAAAUGAAAGAAGAUGUUUACAACGAUUAUCAAUUAAUGAUCCUCGAUUACCUGAAAUUCAACAACAUAUUGCUAUAAUUACGCCAUAUAAAGCUCAAGUCCGACUAUUUCGAUCAUAUUUACCACCUUAUAUUGAAGUCAUGACAGCGGAUAGUUCACAAGGCAAAGAAAAAGAUAUUGUUAUAUUGUCCUGUGUACGUAGUGGUGAGACUAUUGGAUUUUUAAAUGAUAUGAAUCGUAUGAAUGUAAUGUUAACUCGAUCAAAAUAUGCUUUAUAUGUAUUUGGAAAUUUAACUCAGUUAGCUGAUCAAGAUCCUGCUUGGAAGGAAUUUGUGGAUCAUGCUCAUAAAAAAAGAAUUAUCUGUGAUGCAAACAUCCCACCACUUAACUUACCAUAUCGUGAAGAUUAA
This is a messenger RNA of Adineta steineri, 1917 nucleotides long. NCBI's taxonomy places the organism in Eukaryota, Metazoa, Rotifera, Eurotatoria, Adinetida, Adinetidae. The record is from the annotation of a GenBank genome assembly.